UCUCUUCGCACCAAACCAAAAAAGGAAGACCAAUAAAUAAAAAAAAAAAGUCAUCAAAGAAAGAAAGAAAGAGCCAUGGACGCCAUCGAUUCCGUCGUCGAUCCUCUCAGAGACUUUGCAAAGGACAGCAUUCGUCUCGUUAAGCGUUGUCACAAACCAGAUCGCAAAGAAUUCACGAAAGUGGCGGUCCGUACAGCGAUCGGGUUUGUAGUAAUGGGAUUCGUGGGAUUCUUUGUGAAGCUCAUUUUUAUCCCCAUCAACAACAUCAUCGUCGGUGCCACUUAGAUAACCAGCGAAGAAAAAGAAGAAGGGUAGAAACAGCUUUCUUGUUUCAAGAAAACAAUUUCACAGUUUUUUUUUUUGGUUCAGAUACUCAGAAAGAGGAAACAUAUGUUAACCACACAUUUGAGAUCAGUUUCCAGUAAUUGCAUUUUAUUUUAUAUGUUA
Raphanus sativus (radish) is the source of this 447-nucleotide messenger RNA. RefSeq names its product protein transport protein Sec61 subunit gamma-1. Gene Ontology annotation, cellular component: membrane; Ssh1 translocon complex. Gene Ontology annotation, biological process: protein targeting; post-translational protein targeting to membrane, translocation. The transcript is spliced from 3 exons. The record is from RefSeq and is a predicted model, not a curated record. Gene Ontology annotation, molecular function: transmembrane protein transporter activity. The coding region runs from base 76 to 285 and encodes 69 amino acids. Lineage: Eukaryota; Viridiplantae; Streptophyta; Magnoliopsida; Brassicales; Brassicaceae.